AUGAAGUGGAACGACUUCCAACUGCGAUGGCAGCCAGAGGAUUACGGCAACAUCACCAAUCUUCAUGUUCCUCCCGAUCGUGUCUGGCUGCCGGAUAUUGUGUUAUUCAACAAGUAA
Messenger RNA from Cooperia oncophora, 117 nucleotides. NCBI's taxonomy places the organism in Eukaryota, Metazoa, Nematoda, Chromadorea, Rhabditida, Trichostrongylidae. The record is from the annotation of a GenBank genome assembly.